Molecule: messenger RNA, 1043 nt
Organism: Apaloderma vittatum (bar-tailed trogon)
Lineage: Eukaryota; Metazoa; Chordata; Aves; Trogoniformes; Trogonidae
Gene: CRBN
Product: cereblon
Exons: 8
Biological process (GO): protein ubiquitination
Cellular component (GO): Cul4A-RING E3 ubiquitin ligase complex
Source: RefSeq, a predicted model, not a curated record
UCAGUGCAGGCAGACUAAGUCAUGAAAUCGGAGUGAACAGUGCUGUUUGGAGGGUAGUUAACCUUUCUAAUUCUGUGGCUUUCAGUAACGUACGUGAAAGGGAAGCUCAUUUUGGAACAACAGCAGAAAUAUACGCCUACAGAGAAGAGCAGGAAUACGGGAUUGAAACGGUCAAAGUGAAAGCAAUAGGAAGACAGAGGUUCAAGGUGCUUGAAAUAAGAACCCAGUCGGAUGGAAUCCAGCAGGCUAAAGUCCAAAUCCUUCCUGAGCGGGUGCUGCCGUCAACGAUGUCAGCAGUGCAGCUGCAGUCCCUCAGCCGAUGCCACGUGUUUCCUUCUCCGAAACCCACCGCGUGGCAGGACCGAGCUAUACACCAGUGGUGGCAGAAAUAUCAGAAGAGGAAGUUCCACUGUGCAAGUUUGACGUCUUGGCCUCCCUGGCUCUACUCUCUGUACGAUGCUGAAACCUUGAUGGAAAGAGUCAAGAGGCAGCUACAUGAAUGGGAUGAAAACCUUAAAGAUGAAUCUCUCCCAACAAACCCCAUAGAUUUUUCUUACAGAGUUGCUGCUUGCCUGCCAAUUGAUGAUGCAUUACGUAUACAGUUGCUUAAAAUAGGUAGUGCCGUUCAACGACUCCGGUGUGAAUUAGAUAUUAUGAACAGAUGCACGUCCCUCUGUUGUAAGCAAUGCCAAGACACAGAAAUAACUACCAAGAAUGAAAUAUUCAGUUUAUCCUUGUGCGGCCCCAUGGCAGCGUACGUGAACCCUCAUGGGUACAUCCACGAAACUCUCACUGUAUAUAAAGCCUGCAACUUGAAUCUCAGCGGACGACCAUCGACAGAGCACAGCUGGUUUCCUGGGUACGCCUGGACUAUAGCCCAGUGCAGAAUCUGUGGGAACCAUAUGGGCUGGAAGUUCACGGCUACCAAAAAGGAUAUGUCACCUCAGAAAUUCUGGGGCUUGACACGAUCUGCUCUCCUGCCUCGGAUUCCAGAAGCGGAAGAAGACUCGGGCCGCGAUAGAUCGCCGUUGCUCUGCCUGUAA